AUGUAUGCCGUCAUUGGACGCAGACAUGGCAAAAUUCUAUCUGGCGACUUAACCCAAGGAAGUGGAAAUUUUUCAGUGAUGGCCAUACUACCUGUUAUCGAAUCGUUCAACUUUGCUCAGGAGAUACGCAAGCAGACAUCUGGUUUGGCAUGUCCACAGCUAAUAUUUAGCCAUUGGGAGGUAAUCGACAUUGAUCCAUUUUGGGUACCCACCACAGAAGAGGAAAUAACGCACUUUGGUGAAAAGGCGGAUUCAGCGAAUCGUGCUAAGGUUUAUAUGGACAGCGUUAGACAUCGCAAAGGAUUAUACGUAGAUGAAAAGGUUGUGGAACAUGCCGAAAAACAACGCACUCUGUCAAAGAAAAAAUAAAACAGUGUCCUAUAUAGUAUUAUACUAUUAUACUAUAUAAGUAGAGAUAU
Messenger RNA from Teleopsis dalmanni, 419 nucleotides. Its product is annotated as elongation factor-like GTPase 1. Bases 1 to 369 code for a protein of 122 amino acids. Gene Ontology annotation, cellular component: ribonucleoprotein complex; cytosol. The record is from RefSeq and is a predicted model, not a curated record. The transcript has 2 exons. NCBI's taxonomy places the organism in Eukaryota, Metazoa, Arthropoda, Insecta, Diptera, Diopsidae. Gene Ontology annotation, biological process: cytosolic ribosome assembly. Gene Ontology annotation, molecular function: ribosome binding; GTPase activity.